UAGGGCCAGAGUGGCGUUUGAGACUGAUAAAGGGAAAUUUAUGUGCAGUUUUGGAAAGCUGCUUGGCUCACAGGAAUCUCUACGUCGUGGACCAAAGAAAGGUCCCACUGAGUCACCGUCACACAUGUCUGCACGUCGGCUGGGAGGGACCAAGGUGUGCGUGUGCGUGUGCGUGUGUGUGUGCCAGGUAGCUGCACGGUGACAAGACAGGUGGACAAGAGAGAUGCUGCUCACCUGACAGGAAGAACGCAAAAAAGGGGGGUGAAAGACGACUUAAGCAUGGCGGCACUUACUCAUUUUUGACCACCUUUGCUGUCUUUGCCUUCUUCAGCCAGCAAGGUCUCGUGUCCGUCCCGCCGCCAUCAUGUCCGACCCCAGCUGGUGGAAGCUCACCUUCUCUCGCAAGAAGAAAACUGAGUCCAAGGUCCUGUACGAGAUCCCGGCAGAGUAUGGCAGCAACACCAAAGACCCCGCCGGGGGCGGCGGGCCCACUCCUGAAACAUCCGAGUUCAGCGCCAGGCUGGAGAAGAUCGUGGACAAGUCGGCCAUUAAGGGGCGCCAAGUCAAGGUGUCCCACUCCGGACGCUUCAAGGAGAAGAAGAAGGUCCGAGCCACGCUAACCGAGAACCCCGACCUGUUUGGGGAGCAGAAUCUGGAUGAGCAGAACCACUAGAAGAAGAGUGACAAGUAGCACGUCAUGAAUGAAAGACUCUAAACCAACAUGUGCCGGGCCAACGUCACAGACCCCAACAGAACCUUCAUGUGCUCCAGUCAAUUUCGAUAUUUUAAUAUACUAACGGGGGUGUUUAAGCAAAAUGAACUUUCAACACUCAUGCUACACAAUCAGUACACAAGUGGAGUAACCAAACCGGUGAAACAUCGACAAUUAUUGUACAUAUCAAACAAGACUGUAUCGGCGGAUUUUUUUUUUUGGACGCAUUCAACAAAGACACAUUGUGAUUAUUUUUUUAACCCCAUUUUCUAACAAAAGUCUCAUGGAAGCAUGUCAAAGGCAAUAUUAGCUCUCUAAAGGAUUAUUCGAGUAUCAAAAAUAAUUAUCGUGUUUGUGUGUGUGUGUGUGUGGGGGGGGGGGGGGGAAAAACUGUGAAUUGACCAGCGACCAGUUCAGCGUUUGUCUGUCUGCGCACUCUAAAACUGGAUGAAGUCACUUCACGCAAGCCUCACCUCUUGCUGCCUCCGUGGCCAUGGAGACUGUAAACAGACACUUGUCAGUCGAUCCACUCGUCAUGGACCAGUUCGUCCUCAUCCUCUAAGGUGGAUCUUUACACUGACACCUGCUGGAGUGGCUACAUAUGCUGCACAUGGCCAGCACUCUUUGCAAAGCAUAAUAUAUAUGAGAAUUAAAAUAUCUGUGGAAAAAAAAAACACAUCAAAAAUGACCACAAUAUAACUGGGGCAAUUUUUUUAUUUCAAACCUUAAGGAAGACAAUGGCCGGUCUUUUCAGACAAAGUACAAAAUUGUACAGUAAACCUGUCAUCGAACGUUGCAAUGUGGCAUAAAGGUAAUUUUAUUUUAUUGGAUAUAUCUGAAGAACAUUUCUAAUAAUAAAUGCCAACAUUUAUUUUUCUUUUUAAGGAAGAAAUUGGAGUUGUAUUACCACAGAAAGAUCAUUGAUGGAAACUUCACAUUACACCUUCUGUUGGCAUCUACGAAGGAGUGUUUAAAUUUCCAUUUAUACUGUGGCUGUUCCUCUACCAAAUGAGGUUUUAACCUAAAAACACACACAAUGCAGAAUGACCAUUUCGGAGACACUAUCAAUAUGAACAUAAAAUCGAUCCCAUUACCCAUAAGUCAACCUUCAUAAAUGAAAUGCAUCCACAUCAA
This is a messenger RNA of Hippocampus comes (tiger tail seahorse), 1846 nucleotides long. Its product is annotated as proline-rich protein 15-like protein A. The record is from RefSeq and is a predicted model, not a curated record. The coding region runs from base 365 to 673 and encodes 102 amino acids. The transcript is spliced from 2 exons. NCBI's taxonomy places the organism in Eukaryota, Metazoa, Chordata, Actinopteri, Syngnathiformes, Syngnathidae.